AUGGUCUCCUUCGCCUCCAUCGUCACGGCCGUCGUGGCCCUCGCGGGCUCGGCGCUCGCCAUCCCCGCCCCCGAUGGGAACAUGACGGGAUUCCCGUUCGAGCAGCUCAUGCGGCGACAGUCGACACCGUCGUCAACCGGCAGGCACAACGGCUACUACUACUCGUGGUGGACGGACGGCGCCUCCCCGGUUCAGUACCAGAACGGCAACGGCGGCAGCUACAGCGUCCAGUGGCAGUCAGGCGGCAACUUUGUCGGCGGCAAGGGAUGGAUGCCAGGUGGUUCCAAGAGCGUCACGUACUCGGGCACCUUUAACCCGGUUAACAACGGCAAUGCUUAUCUCUGCAUCUACGGCUGGACUCAGAACCCGCUCGUGGAGUAUUACAUCCUCGAAAACUACGGCGAGUACAACCCCGGCAACAGCGCCCAGUCGCGCGGCACACUGCAGGCUGCCGGCGGCACCUACACUCUGCACGAGUCGACCCGCGUCAACCAGCCGUCGAUCGAGGGCACGCGCACCUUCCAGCAGUACUGGGCCAUCCGCCAGCAGAAGCGCAACAGCGGCACCGUCAACACGGGCGAGUUCUUCCAGGCUUGGGAGCGCGCCGGCAUGCGUAUGGGUAACCACAACUACAUGAUCGUAGCCACUGAGGGUUACCGCAGCGCCGGAAACAGCAACAUUAACGUGGAGACGCCGGCGUAAGGAAAGAGGAAGUGUGGAAAGAAGCAGAGCUGGAUGGUUUUGCUGGGGACUGACUGCUGAUAGGAUGUCAUUCACGGCUGUGACGCGGUGAAUGAUGAGAGACGAUGAAUGUAUAUCUAAAGAAUUCUUCUCGCCCUGAAGGGGCACUACUUCAAUUCUUGUUUAUUCUUUAUAUCAGGUGGCAUUAAUGAAAUGUGAAAA
Molecule: messenger RNA, 903 nt
Organism: Pyricularia grisea
Lineage: Eukaryota; Fungi; Ascomycota; Sordariomycetes; Magnaporthales; Pyriculariaceae
Exons: 2
Coding region: 1-702 (233 amino acids)
Biological process (GO): xylan catabolic process
Molecular function (GO): hydrolase activity, hydrolyzing O-glycosyl compounds
Source: RefSeq, a predicted model, not a curated record